Trichoderma reesei QM6a is the source of this 762-nucleotide messenger RNA. RefSeq lists its product as uncharacterized. Bases 1 to 762 code for a protein of 253 amino acids. Gene Ontology annotation, cellular component: cytoplasm; nucleus. The transcript is spliced from 4 exons. The record is from RefSeq and is a predicted model, not a curated record. Lineage: Eukaryota; Fungi; Ascomycota; Sordariomycetes; Hypocreales; Hypocreaceae.
AUGAAGGUUCUUUGUCUUCACGGUGCCUUUGGCAGCGCUUCUAACUUCAAGGUUCAGCUUGGCAUCUUCACCGAUGCUAUCAAGCAGUCGGACAUUGAGUUCAAAUGGAUCAAUGGCUUCACAAACGCAAUACCGCCGCCUGGCUUUGACGACUAUUUUGGCGCUCCACCUCUGUAUCGAUUCAUAGACGUUGAUGGCAUGAGCGAGCUGGAGCAGAUGGUCGUCAAGAUUAGGGACAUUCCUCAGGGCGAUUCCCCAGAAGAGACGAUGAGGAAGCUGGUUGCCGACAAGGAGCAGUUUACUACCCCAGCUGUAACUAAGGCGUUGAGCCAGCUUCUGCAGCUCCUGGAUGACGAUCCGGAGAUUGAUGCCAUACUUGGUUACUCGGAAGGGGCUACAGCUGCAGCGUCUCUGAUCCUCGAAGAGCAGCGUCUCUUCAAGGAGCAGGGCCGCCCUCGACACAUUAAGUGUGCCAUAUUCUUUGCGGGCUGGCCGCCUGUUCGCAUCGCCGACGGUCGUGUCAAGACGCUGCUCGCAGACGAGCACGACGAGAUGAUUGACAUUCCGACGUGCCAUGUUGUAGGCUGUAACGAUCCGUACAUUGAUGGCGCGGUAGCGCUGUACGACAUGUGUGAUGAAGAUAUGGCAAUUUUGUUCGAUCAUGGGAAAGGACACACGGUGCCGCGGGACGAGACGACGGUGGGGGAGUUGGCAAAGACGAUUGAGAGGACGUUUGAUCAAGCUGCAUUGUUUGUUCACUAG